Molecule: messenger RNA, 1418 nt
Organism: Psylliodes chrysocephalus
Lineage: Eukaryota; Metazoa; Arthropoda; Insecta; Coleoptera; Chrysomelidae
Source: the annotation of a GenBank genome assembly
CGGGAUAAGACUCCCGGUAUAUAAAAGCUAUUGGAGGAUAUAGUGAACGCCACAAGACAUCUUCAUUCUUUCCCGAUAAAAGGAUGCGUUCACUCAUUGUUUUAAUCGCGGUUAUCGCCGCUCUCUUUUUAGUUGUCGUUCAUAGUGCACCUAAAGGGUUCUCAUCUUACCGACAAGAAUAUGAAAAAAAUCCAAGUCGCUUAGGAUCAAAAAGAGGACUGGACUGCAUUGGUGGGUGUCACUUAAUUGGCAAGAGAAACCUACUUCUUAAAGAAAUCAACGGAGAUAUUGGUGGCGGUGGCCUCAUAGGUCGAAGUCUGGACAACAUCGGAGGUGCUAACUUGAUAGGAAGAAGCAUCGACGGAGAUAUUGGUGGCGGUGGCCUCAUAGGUCGAAGUCUGGACAACAUCGGAGGUGCUAACUUGAUAGGAAGAAGCAUCGACGGAGAUAUUGGUGGCGGUAACCUCAUAGGCAGAAGUCUGGACAACAUCGGAGGUGCUAACUUGAUAGGAAGAAGCAUCGACGGAGAUAUUGGUGGCGGUAACCUCAUAGGCAGAAGUCUGGACAACAUCGGAGGUGCUAACUUGAUAGGAAGAAGCAUCGACGGAGAUAUUGGUGGCGGUAACCUCAUAGGCAGAAGUCUGGACAACAUUGGAGGUGCUAACUUGAUAGGAAGAAGCAUCGAUGGAGAUAUUGGUGGCGGUGGUCUCAUAGGCCGAGGUCUGGACAACAUCGGAGGUGCUAACUUGAUAGGAAGAAGCAUUGAUGGAGAUAUUGGUGGCGGUGGCCUCAUAGGCCGAAGUCUGGACAACAUCGGAGGUGCUAACUUAAUAGGAAGAAGCUUGAAUCAUUGGUAUCGACUUGGUAGCGGUAUGCCAGGAGAUAUUGGAGGGGGUACUAUAAUCGGUAGAAGUUUAGGUAAAUAUGGAAUGUCUGGAAGAGGAAAUAUGUUAGGAAGAAGUCUUCCUGGUGAUAUAGGCGGUAGUACCUUAGUAGGACGAAGUCUGUCUGGAGAUAUAGGAGGAAGUUCUUUAGUUGGACGAGGUCUACCUGGAGACAUUGGAGGCGGUAAUUUAGUAGGAAGAGACCUCUCUGGAGAUAUUGGGGGCAGUGGUUUAGUAGGAAGAAGCCUAUCUGGAGAUAUAGGUGGUAGUUCCUUAGUGGGAAGAGGUCUUUCUGGUGAUAUAGGGGGAGGUAAUUUAGUAGGAAGAGAACUGCCUGGAGAUAUUGGAGGUGGUGGUUUGGUAGGAAGGAGCAUGUCUGGAGAUAUUGGGGGCGGUAACUUAGUAGGAAGAAAUCUAAAUAAGUAUAGCUGGAAUCGUCUUUUUGGGAGAUAUAACUGGAAUUGAGGAAAAGAAUGAAUGUAAUAAAACGAUUUUUGUAAAUAAUUGAAAUUUAUAUUAAAUAAAUGAAGGACA